CACUACAGUUCACUUGUGCCCAUUUAAUUAAUUUCAAAGGCUGAGGAGUGAGAGGAUAACCCCAGAAACAGAAACUGAGAAACCCACACACUUACCAUACCAUGUUCUGAUACCCCACAGAGACAGAGAGAGAAACACAAACCAAUCAAAUCAAUGCAAACACAAGGCAUGCCAACCACCAUGGCCUCGUUUUCUCCUCGGACUCAUUUCUCAGCCACUCCUUCAUCAUAUUCCAAACCCCAUCUCAUCCACAACAGAUUCUUCUUCACUCUCAGGCCAAAGAACCUUCCUUUGUUUCUCUUGAAGGCUUCUUCUGCUGACAAUGGUGUUGGCUCUUCUGGUUCAGCUGCAACUGCAGUGGAACCACCGCUGGAGGAGGCCGUCCCGGAGCCUUCUCCGCCGCCGCAGCAGCAGCAGCUGGAGAACACUUCCAUGGGAACCAAUGGGUCUGCUUCUUCUGCUGUUGCUGCUGUGGCUGAGGAAGUGAAGGUGGUGAGUGGUUUUGUGGACCCAAGAUGGGUUGGAGGGACAUGGGACUUGAAGCAGUUUCAGAACAAUGGCAAGACCAAUUGGGAUGCUGUUAUUGAUGCUGAGGCUAGAAGGAGAAAAUGGCUUGAGGAUAACCCAGAAUCAUCCAGCAAUGAUAACCCUGUAGUUUUUGACACCUCUAUCGUACCCUGGUGGGCAUGGAUGAAAAGGUUCCAUCUUCCUGAAGCUGAACUACUUAAUGGUCGUGCUGCAAUGAUAGGGUUCUUUAUGGCAUAUUUUGUUGAUAGCCUGACAGGAGUAGGUCUAGUUGAUCAAAUGGGCAACUUCUUUUGCAAAACUCUUCUGUUCAUAGCAGUGGGGGGAGUACUUCUGAUCCGAAAGAAUGAGGACUUUGAAAAUCUUAAGAAGCUAUUGGAUGAGACUACAUUUUAUGACAAGCAAUGGCAAGCAACUUGGAGGAUGAGAACUCAGACGCAUCCAAAAAAGAGUAGUGGAAAUGCUGUUCUUUAGUUCUCCCUCCCCGCAUCUGUCUCUUAAUAUAGUGCUCUAUUAAUCUUGCUAGUGCAAAACAAGACAUGAAUAUGAAUUAGACAUUGUGUUUCAAUUUCUUCUGUCUUCCUAGUGCUGAACAACCCAGAUAGUAUUUGUGUUUGCAAUGCAGGAAUUUUCUUGAGAGUCUGUAAAAUUGUGUUGUUAAUUCGACAAAUAUAACAAAUGGUUUGAACUCAUCAAGCGGAUCACUCCUAGAAAGGAGAUUGCAAACAGUUGUACACAUUUGAAUUGCCAUCAAUAGUAACCAAGUUUGUUCAAGCAGUGAUUGCAAUUGUAG
Molecule: messenger RNA, 1318 nt
Organism: Gastrolobium bilobum
Lineage: Eukaryota; Viridiplantae; Streptophyta; Magnoliopsida; Fabales; Fabaceae
Product: light-harvesting complex-like protein 3 isotype 1, chloroplastic
Source: RefSeq, a predicted model, not a curated record